Messenger RNA from Lathyrus sativus (Indian pea), 1890 nucleotides. Lineage: Eukaryota; Viridiplantae; Streptophyta; Magnoliopsida; Fabales; Fabaceae. The record is from the annotation of a GenBank genome assembly.
AUGUACCCAUUUUUCAAGCAAACACAGUGUCUUCACUCCUCACUUUCUCAUUGUUCCAUUCUCCUAGACCACUCUUUAUCUUAUAGAUCCUCUAAUUUUCUCAAAACCCUCCAUGCCCACUUCCUCAAAUUGGGUCUUAAUAGCUAUACAUAUUUGGGUAAUCGCUGUAUCGAUCUUUAUACUGAGUUUGGCCACAUUAAUGAUGCCUUAAAGGUGUUUGAGGAUAUUUCUUAUAAGAACUCCACUUCCUGGAACAUUUGCUUGAAAGGGUUGUUUAAAAGUGGCCAAUUUGACAAUGCCUGCCACAUGUUUGAUAGAAUGCCCGUUAGAGAUGCUGUUAGUUGGAACACUAUGAUUUCGGGUUAUGCUUCUUGUGCGUUUUCUCGUCAUGCUUUGGAGCUUUUUGUUAAAAUGCAAGAGAUUGGUGUGAGACCGAGUGUGUUCACUUUCUCAAUUUUAACAUCCGUUGUGUCGAGUCCUUUUCAUGCUAAGGAGGUUCAUGCUAGGAUGAUUAGAAGUUGGAUGAAUUUGUCUAAUGUGGUGAUUGGAAAUUCGUUGGUAACUAUGUAUGGGAAGUUUGGUCUUGUUGAUUAUUCUUUUGGCGUGAUUUUUAGUAUGAAGCAGCUUGAUGUUAUAUCUUGGAAUUCGUUGAUAUGGGCUUGUCAUAGAGCUGGGCGCCAAGAGCUUGCUCUAGAGCAGUUCUGUUGCAUGAGAGCUGCUGAGUUGUUACCUGAUGAGUUUACGUGUUCAACAUUGAUGAGUGUCUGUUCCAGCUUGCGAGAUUUGGAAAAGGGUAAGCAAGUUUUUGCCUUUUGUUUCAAGGUGGGAUUUGUUUAUAAUAGCAUUGUGUCAGGUGCUGCUAUUGACCUCUUUUCCAAAUGCAACAGAUUGGAGGAUGCAGUGCGGUACUUUAAAGAACAUGAACAAUGGGAUUCGGCUCUAUGCAAUUCCAUGAUUUCAUGUUAUGCCAGACAUGGUUUGGGGGAAGAUGCUCUUCAGCUCUUUGUGCUGACCUUGAGGAAGAAUAUCAGACCAACGGAAUAUACCAUUAGCUGUCUUCUGAGUUCUGUUUCUAUUUUCUUGCCAGUAGAACUUGGUAAUCAAAUACAUGCUUUGGUUCCUAAGUUGGGUUUCGAGUCAGAUGCAGUUGUUGCCAAUUCACUUGUUGAUAUGUAUGCUAAAUUUGGAUUUAUUGAUGAUGCCUUGAAUAUCUUCAAUGAAAUAAAAGCAAAAGAUUUGGUAUCAUGGAACACUAUAAUGAUGGGACUGUCUUACAAUGGCAGAGUGUCUGUGACCUUGGAUCUCUUCAAGGAGUUGAUAAGAGAAGGAAUGCAACCUGAUCGAUUAACAUUUACGGCAGUUCUACUAGCAUGCAACUAUGGAAGUUUGGUUGAUGAAGGAAUUAGGAUAUUUUCUCUAAUGGAAAUGGAAUUUGGAGUAAAACCCGAGGAAGAACAUUAUUCAUAUGUUGUAGAGAUUUUAUGUAGAGCUGGUAAAGUCAAAGAAGCCAUUGACAUUGUGGAAAAAAUGUCAUGUGGAACCACCCCUGACAUUUGGAGGUCAUUUAUUUCUGCGUGUGCAAGAUAUGGAGACUUGCAAGCUACUGAAAUAGUUGCAACAAGAAUAAUGGAGAGGUCACCACAGACAUCCUUACCGUACUUGGUGUUGGCUCAGGUAUAUCAGAUGAGUGGCCGCUGGGAGAGCACAGUUCGAGUGAGGAAGGCUAUGAAAAAUAGAGGUAGUAAAGAGCUCAUUGGAUACAGUUGGGUGGGAAUAAAAAACCAUGUAUAUACUUUUGGAUCAAACCAAUUACAGCAUUAUGGUGGCAAAGAUAUUUAUAUGCUACUGAAUUUACUGGUCUGGGAGAUGGAGACUGAUUGUAAUGUCUAA